Molecule: messenger RNA, 7277 nt
Organism: Ruditapes philippinarum (Manila clam)
Lineage: Eukaryota; Metazoa; Mollusca; Bivalvia; Venerida; Veneridae
Product: cAMP-dependent protein kinase type II regulatory subunit-like
Biological process (GO): regulation of protein phosphorylation
Cellular component (GO): cAMP-dependent protein kinase complex
Molecular function (GO): cAMP-dependent protein kinase regulator activity
Source: RefSeq, a predicted model, not a curated record
AAAGAGCCUGAUUCAGAUGAGAUGGAGGUAAUGAGAUGUAAAAAGGGAAAUUAUUUCGGAGAACUUGCCUUGUUAACUCAUAAGCCAAGAGCAGCUACAGUAUAUGCUGUUACAAAAACUAGAUUAGCAGUAUUAGAUGUACAAGCAUUUGAACGACUGCUAGGUCCAUGUAUGGAUAUUAUGAAGAGAAGUAUAGAUGGUUAUGAAGAACAACUCAUCUCCGUGUUCGGUUCUAAGGCAGCCAUCAGUGAUCUGCGAUAGAACUUCUGCCAUAUCGUGCCCAUUUUAGUCUCUCCCUUUCCUCCUUAUUUGGUUAAGCAAUAUUACCAUUGACAGUGUUUUUCAUCCAUUUGUUUGUAUAAACAGUAAACUAGAAAAUUUGUUAGAAUUUGUAUUGAAACGUUUUUACGUCUAGCCGAAACAUGUCAAAUGGAGUAAGGAGGUUUUUAUAUAUGUUUGUUUUAGUGUGAAUACUUGGAAUUAAUUUAUACAUGAAGUUAUUCAUUGCCAUUGGAAAGUUGAAUGGCUAUGAAAAUUUUAAUUUUAGACUGGUCUGUAACUCUUUCAUUUUAUUGGCUCUUUCAAAGUUUGUAUUUGAAAAUUGACCAAUGACAGAGUUUGAAAAAGAGACUGGUCUGAAAGCCAUUGGCUAUGAAACAUUGUUUAUAUUGUGACAGUAGAUUUAUUUGAGUAACAACAAGAACUUGCCUGAAAUGUGCAAUCUUUCUGUGGUUUUACUUUGUGGAUGUUCAUGUAUAAUAGAUAUUUUGUAUUUUAAUGCUAAGAUAGUGAUAAUGUCUAGAAUGUUUUGUAUAGAUUCUCAUUUAGGUUUUUAUAACAUGAUACCACAAUAUAUUUACCUUUUUUCAUUAGUUUAAUUAACUUGACAUCAUUGAUAAUACUAAUUUGAGGGAAUUGAAUCCAAUUAAAAAGAAGUUUAAUUUAUAAAGAGGCGAAAUGUAUUUUUGGGAUGGGGUUUUGUUUUUGUGUUGUUAAUCUCUAACCUGCUGGAACCAGAAAGGAUUAGCUUUCACCACUGUUAUAGAGCACAUCUGUUCCUUUGGACCAGGCUCUGGUGGUUUGGUUUUUGUAUUUUGAUAUUGAAAAUUUAAAAUCCCUUAAAUAUGGAAUGGACCAUUCCAAAUUUAUAGCUAGGAAAAUUUGUUGCAUAAGAUCUGCAGGUUAAGGGAUUAGAUAACUGACACUAACUGAUAUUAAGGUGAUAAAGGGAGCUAAAAUAAACUGUUUACCUCUUAAAAUUUACUUACAUUAUGUAAGGCAUUCAGAUUGAUAUUAUCUUGUAAUAUAGUGAAAUAUUAUUUAAGACUUUUUUUUUUCAUUUUAAUUGAUUUUCACAAACUAUCUUUUAAGCAUGUUAAAUCUAGUUUAAACAAUUAUUAGAAUUUCUUUAGUUAUAUGUUUUUGGUAUUUAUACCUUUAUUUUUUCGGGAAAAAUGAAAAGUGUCAAUGAAUUAAAAAUGUACAGGAUUAAAUGAUCAUCAAUAAUUGCUGACUUGCCAUUGUAGAAGUGUUGAUGCAUUUGUGUGUAUGUUUUUAUUGCUACAGUUUCACAUAUUUUAAUGUAUUAGCAUACACAUGGACAUUUUUUAUGACAUAUAAAGGCUGAUCAAAAUAGAAUAAAUGUCUUUCCAGUUAUAUUGUGUAAGUGUAUUGUGCUUUAAACAAGGUGGUUGCAUUUUAGUAUUUCUUUUUUGAGAAUUUUAUCAAUUUUUGUUGUGAAAGAAGCAGAAAUAUUCUGCUCCUAGUAUUGAACUCUCAGAUUGCAAACCAGUCUUCAAAUGCAGUAGUGUCAUUGGUUGAUUUUGUCUCUUUAUUCAGAAUUGAUUAAUGAAAUUAUCUAUUUUUGAAACUUGUUUCCAAUUAUUGGGAAUGUUCAACCUCAUGCCUGAUAACUAGUUAUAAUGUAAUAUAUACAUGUAUAUAUGUCCUAAUGUCAAACUAAAAAUACUUGCCAUAUAUUAUAUAUACUCUGUCUCGGAUAUUCAGUAGUCCAUGGUAUUGAAACAUGACAAGAAAAAUUUACAAUGAAAUUCUUUUUAUAUUAAGUCAAAAUCUUGGCACCAGAAGUUAAUAAGACAAUAAGAUUUUUAAUGCAACAUUGUAACAACAUGUCAAGGUACAAGAACAAAGCACAACAGUGCUUCAAUUUUCAGGAAUUAGCCUGUCAAGUUAGAGACACAUAUAAAGAUUGUAGGAAGUUAGUAACAGUUAAACAAGUUAACUUUUAUGAGAAUAUAAGAGAAAUGGCUGCUUACAUGAAAUAUAUGUAUAUAUAAAUCACAGUCUUUUACACCCAUACAUUCCCUGGCUUUAAUACAAACUGUAUAUAGUCUCAAAAAAUAUUUUAGAUGAUCUCUCUUUUCCUCCUUUUGCUAGUGUAUAUUAUGUAAGUCAUGGAGUUGAUCCAAGGUUGAAUUUGCAUUUGUCUCAGAAAACCACAUAAUCUUAAAACUUUGUUUUAAAGAUUUUGUUACGCUUUUAUUAAAAGAUAAAAUAUUAUUUAGUUGAUAAUGAUAAUAUUGUUUUAGGUUUACUGAUCAGCUGAUAUUUAGAAUAUAUGUAAACAUUAGCCUCUCUGUCACCUGAGCUGGGUUCUGUAAAAUGUAGUUCUAAACUUGAUGUGUUCUGAAAACUAUUUCUAUUUCAGUCUAGAUUGUACACUAGUGGUAUAUUGACUUUUAAGUAUAUUGACUUUACAGUAGUGGAGUGUUAUAAGCUAGAGACAUUGUCAAAGGGAGGAAACACUGAAAUGAUCUCUUUACAAGAAACAAAGGGAGAUAAUCCUGAAUCUGUGAAUUAUUUAGGAUAAUAUUUUAAUGUCUGCAUUGGAGAUUUAAAUUAGACAAGGAAUUAAAUUUGAGCUCAGAAUUUUCAGAAUGUUUCAGAAAAAGUAUUCAUUUAAACUUGUGUUCAUACUUACGAUGAUUUUAUCUGACUUACCAUGCUGUAUGUCUAGUGACACAAGAUAAAAAAAUGAAUAUUAAACCAAUGAAUGACAUUGAGAACAUAGUUACAGUUUUUCAUCGUGGCAGAUGAAUUUUCCAAUUGAAUCUUCUUUCCUUGUAUACAUCAUUUUAUACAUGCAUUUAAAAUGCUAGAAUUCAUUCAAUCUUUUCAAAUUUUACUGUGCACACCCCAGCAUUUUUGUUGAUGAAAUAAUGUUUUAAUGACAUGCAUGACUCUUAGUGAAGCAUGUAAAUAUCUAAUCAUUUCUUUAUAUUUUACCUGUUUAAGAUUUAUUUCUUAAACCAUUAUCAUUUUAGAUUUAACACAGUAUAAAUAAACUAUUCAAACAUUUUAUUAGGAUCACUUAUCCAAGUUUCAGUUUCAUACCUGGGAUGUUCCAUACCCGAGAUGUUCCAUUUAGCUUUACAUGCUAUACUUGUUCCUAUAACUAAUUGAGCCGUGUCACGACAAAACCAACAUAAUUGUUUGCGACCAGCAUGGAUCCAGACCAGCCUGCGCAUCCGCGCAGUCUGAUCAGGAUCCAUGCUGUUCGCUAUCAGUUUCUCUACUUGUUAUAGGGUUUGUAAGCAAACAGCAUGGAUCCUGAUCAGACUGCGCGGAUGCGCAGGCUGGUCUGGAUCCAUGCUGGUCGCAAACGCACUAUGUUGGUUUUGUCAUGAUGCGGCUCAAUUAAUUAUACAUGUGGGCUGAACUUUUAUCAUUAUUUGAGAGGUACUAGUAAGGAUAGGGACUAAAACAAAUUCCAGUUUUUAUUAUUCUCUGACUGGUGCUGCUGUCUUACAAAUUGUUGAUUUUUGCAACUACUUGUGUAUUGUUGUUGUUCCAUUGUUGUUUAUUUUAGAAAACAGGUAAACAAUACUGCAUUUACAAUAUUUAGAGACUUAUCUGUGUAUUCAGUAUAUUAGUGGUAGGGGGUGAAGUAUAUUUGAUUUUUUUAAUGAUUUUUAGAAAUAAAGUUAUGGAGUUUUGUGUACGAAAUGAACAGUGAUGAAAGUUACAGAUUAAAUGCCUGGAGUUCUGUUAUAAUUCUGUUAUAAUUUGAUAUUUUAUAGUCCAACUAGAUAUUAUAUCUGAGAUAUUUAUAAGGGUAAUUUGAUAUCAGUUGACACUUAGUAUUAUCAGACUUAUUUGUUAUUUAAUACUUUUUAUGUUCUUUAUAUUAUUAUCCUAGAGUAAGAAAUAAAAUGGCCAUGCUCUCUUUAUUUUUGUUGUAAACUCUCUUCCAUUUUAAACAUUUUGUGUGACUUAACUUUGUUAAAUGUAAGUACUUAAAUACUAACACAAGAGUAAAUAAAUUCAAACUGAAACCGAACAUUUAGAAAUUAUAAUGUUAGGAAGAAAAAAAAUCAAGGGAUUAAAGCUAGGGGAUUAAAACAAGUUGGGUCUCAAUGCUUAUUUUUAGCUUGACUAUUCGCAGAAUAGAAUAAUGCAGUCAGCCAUUUGUCAGCUUCGGCUUCCCUGUGGUUAAGUUUUUGCGUGUAAGCUGGUAUCUCCAUAACUACUGCUGGGAAUGGAUUGAAACUUCACACACUUGUUCUCUGUGAUUAUCUAACAUGAUUGGCACAUGAUAUCUUUUGUAGUGAAAUUUCUAUUAACUGUAUUUUGUGAAUUAUUUAGGAUAUUUUAAUGUCUGCAUUUGAGAUGCUUAUAUUAUUGUCACUUUGUUGUUGUUGUUGUAAGCUACCUCUAAUUAAGUUAUGGUUGAGUACAUAUCUGUUAUACACAUUGUUGGAUACCCACGACCGAACCAUUUAACAUUUAUCAGCUGUGGGGUUUUUCACUGAUAUCCAGUCGAUAAGAGGCGAUUAAUACCAAUCAAAACGCUCAUUCUAUACGACAUUUGUCUUGAAAAAAUAUUACUAUUGUGGUCAUUGCUUGUGGAAUAAUUAAGUUUGGGAUAGUUUGCCUUCAAUAUUGGCAAGACACAUGAAACAGGAUUACACCAUGUGCGCUGCUAUUUUGUUUCUGAUAGUUGUUUACCUUUGCAGUAGAAGAAUAAAAAAUUUGCUAAACAGGAUUUCAUUGGUUGAUAUUUUAUGCACCUGUUGCUGUAUAUCGACCAAAUUUGAUUCAUUUUACCCACUGUUGAGUACAUGUUAAUCGAACAUGGGUAUUCGACGAUGUGGUAUAUACAAAAUUAACAAAAACCUGUAUGUUUUAACUUGAAAGUUGCCAAUAGUGCUAUCAUACAGAAUAAUUUUAGGACAGGUUUUUUUCUUUCUUUCUUUUUACAGAGGAAUUACAGGUAGUAACCUCUUUCAUUUUACUGAAGUUUGAAGUAAAGUUAAUGUAUACAGAAAUAACUUACUUUUCGCAACAAUAUUUCCAUACUUUUAAUUCAUCACAUGUAAAGAAAUAGAUUGUUUCAAUAGCUUGAGUUGAGCUCAUCAUGAUAAAUUUGAGGUUAACCAUGAAAAUCAUUUGAGGCUCCUUACUUUUACAUUCUUGUAGUUUAUUUUUAUUUUAUUUUUGUUACUAGUACAUGUAUAAUUAAUACAUUCCUGUCUAUGUUAAAUGCUCACAUUAGACAAAACUCUUACAUUAGAAAGCUUGUAGCAUUAGUAAUGUAUCUAUUUCAACAUGUCCAGUUUCGGACAGACUUUAUGAUUACCUGGUUUAUGUUAGUACAUUAAUUGAUAUAUAAACAUUCAGAAAUUCAAUACAAGUUCAAUUAAUGACACACAUAAUUUUAAUAUUUUAUCUAAAGAAGCUUUAUUGAAUGUUGAUAUAGAAAAAAAAAUACUUUGAAAAAUUGCCUUUGAACAUAUCAUCUUUUUUCAUUUUGUUAAUUGAAAAUUAAUUUGAAUAUUACAAUUUUUAUUUUGCAUGACUGUAUGAAUUUUAAAUAAAUAGUGUGCAUUUUAGGAAUGUAAAAUAUAGUGUUAAAACAAUACUGUUUGUAUAUAAAAUAAAAACCCUGUUUAGGAUUUUAUAUCUUAAAACUGCAUUUUGUAUGAUUGUGUGUUUUACAUCAUUGAGAGGUCCUACAUGUAUCUUCAAGUGCUUCUUCCUAUAAUGUUCUAGGUUCACCUGGAGCAUUGUUAUACAUGGGUUCUACUGUUCCAGCUCUGAUCUCCUAUCCUGUUACCGUAUAAAUUAACAAGUAUUGUCCCCAUUGUACAUUUUGUACAUGAACUUUAUACCAAACAAUCAUGCAAUGUGCCCAAUUAUUUUGUAUUAUUCUCAAAUUGCUCAGGACAACUUAAGGGUAAUUUGACAAACUUGUUCAUUCAGAUUUUAAUCCAUUCUUUGAUAGAUGGUUAAAGAUACCAAUUUUGCUUAAGAUGAAGAUCAAAAUAGCCUAUUUUUGUAAGGUAAUUGCGCAGUAUUUACACUGUAUUUUUGUCUUGUUAUUUUCCUCUUCCAAAUCAGUCUCCCUCCCUCCAGGUUUCUUCCUCAUGUUUUCAGUAUAACACUUAUAUCAGGUAUCGUCCUUAUUUAUCUUUCCAAAGUAUUUUAUUUCAUGCAGCAUUCAAUUUGGAGAUGGUUCAUCAUUUUACAUAUCUUUAUUGUUGUUCUUAUAAAGCUCAGCAUUUUAAUAGCUCAACUCUCCUCUAUUAUUUUUAUUACCUCUGUGUUUAUUCUUAUUAUACUUUUUAAUCUUUUUACUCUGGGAAUAUUUACUUUAAUGGGAUAUGGAAAUUUAGGCAAUCCUGUAGCCAUGACAUGAUUUUGACAUUUAUUUCAUAAAAAAAAUACACUCAUGAUUUUAGAAUUUAGACUGACUAUAGGGAUAUCUUACAAAAAUUACACCCACAGAAAUAAUGAACUUUUGAAGGUGAUUUUUACAUAAUGAUUUUAGUGAAUAAUAUUUCCCUUUCACAACACCGACAACCAUUUCUUGUUCCAAGUAAACUUUAUAGUUACUACAACUCACUAUUUUUAUUAGGUAUAAAGUAAACUUUUCCACGAUAUUUUCAUAGUUCUUGAGAGAAUUUUAAACAAUGCAACAUUUUAUUUCUGAAAAUUACACAGCUUCUUCCUAGUUAUUUUCCGAAAAUGGAUAGGGGGUACCUAUACAAUGUAUUUCAAAAACCUGACCAUUUUUGUAGCUAAUUCAUUUAAUAAAUUUGGCUUUUACCCAUUUUUAACAUCUUAGGAAUUUUUCUAUUUUUUAGAAUACAAGCUAUGGAGACUAGAGUCUGUCUCGUGUAAUUUGUAAUAUUGUAAACGUUUUUACUGUGUUUUUUUAUUUAUUUUAAUGGAAUGAUUGUCAGUUGGUAUUUGUUAAAUGAUGUGAGCAUGUUUUCCAAUGUUAUAUUAAUGUUCAAUAAAUAAUUUCUAUUUUA